AUGGCCGCCGUCGCCCAAGCACCGUCUGCGAUCCCGCAACCAUCCAUAGACAGUGCCCCCCGUCCAUCGUCCGCCGCGUCGAAUCCACAGAAAAAGGAGACUGCACCUGCAUCCAGCGACAAUAAAGAGCCGGCUGCUGUUACCGUCAAGGAGCCCACCCCUGUUGACGAGCCCGCCGAGAAGGACGCUCCUGGCAAGUACCCCCACAGACCGCCCAUCCGACCGCAAGGCGUCCGCUCCCGAUUCGACCAAGAACCCAACCCCUUCGAACAAUCCUUCUCCCACCCCGCGCCCGACGACAACACCCCCCCAAGAGGCACCGACGCCACAUCCACCCGCCACAACGCGCUGCCCCCGCUCUCAUCCCUCACCAGCCCCGCCGCGGCCGACCCUACCCAGUUCCCCUGGCUAGCCAACCAGUCCCUCCGCGCCGGCCCUCUGAGCCCUGCUAUGCUCACCGGCCCCCAGGGGCAGAACCAACCGAACCCCCAACGCCCUGCCGACGAGUCCAACCAGCCUUCCGAAGGCGCUUUCGAGCAGGGUUCGUUCCGUACCGGUUUCACGCCUGGUACAGGGACAGGCUUCACCCCGGGGUACAACUCAUUCAUCAACUCCUCCCUCAGCUCUCUCCCCAUCCCUUCGCCAAACACCGCCGCAUUCUUGAAUUCCAUCACCAACGUCACCCCCCUCGGGGAAGGUUCCGAAGUCGCCCAAGCCGCCCAAGCUGCUGCAGCUUCCACCACCAACCCUAUGCACGACCACCCCCAUCCCCCGUCCGCCAUCCCGCCGCAUAUGCAACAGCACGCUCCGCCUCAUCAUCCCGCACACCACUCCACCCCUCCGAACCACCCCGCCCAGCCCUCGGGGGUGCAAGAGACCAUCACGCCGAAUACCCUCAACGCCCUGUCUGGCGUAUUCGGCGACAUGUCCCGCGCUCCACCUGGGGCACACGGGCAACCGCCUCCGGGGUUCUUCCCCGCGCCAAUCCCGGGCCAGGGGCAUCCGGGUCAACCGGGUAUGCCGCCGUAUGUCGACUACGCACAGCAUAACGCCAAUGCAGCGUCUCAAGCCGCGAACGGUCUCUUCCUCCUCAGCCAAGCGCACCAAGAACUGUCAAAGCGGGAAGAAGCCGAGGGCUCCCACUCCCCUGUUGGCGCCAACAACACCCGCCGGGGAGGCAGGGCUGUAUCGCAGACUGCGCCGGGGAGUAUUGCGGGGCAGAAGAGGAAGCCUGAGGCGGCACCGGCGACGAACGGGAAUGGGAAGGCGAAGAAGGGGAAGAAGGGAGGGAAGGCGCAGGUUGUGGAGAAGGAGACGGCGAGUGAGGAUUCGGAUGAUGGGGGGAGUCAGGGACGGGGCGGGGAGGGGGGCAAGUUUGAGACGGAGGAGGAUAAGAGGAAGAACUUUUUAGAACGAAACAGACAAGCCGCGCUCAAAUGCCGCCAACGCAAGAAGGCCUGGCUCACCGAACUCCAAUCCAAAGUCGAAACCCUCACCAUCGACAACGAGCGCCUCCAACAAACUGUGCAGCAGAUGCAUGAGGAGGUGGGGAGGCUGACGGCGAUAUUGAUGCAGCAUCGGGAUUGUGGGUUGGGGAUGCCGACGGGCUUUGGGGGACAUCCGGGGGGGCAUGGGCAUGUGGGGGGGAGGUUGCGUUGA
Molecule: messenger RNA, 1659 nt
Organism: Cryptococcus wingfieldii CBS 7118
Lineage: Eukaryota; Fungi; Basidiomycota; Tremellomycetes; Tremellales; Cryptococcaceae
Product: activating transcription factor, other eukaryote
Exons: 4
Coding region: 1-1659 (552 amino acids)
Biological process (GO): regulation of transcription by RNA polymerase II
Molecular function (GO): DNA-binding transcription factor activity, RNA polymerase II-specific; RNA polymerase II cis-regulatory region sequence-specific DNA binding
Source: RefSeq, a predicted model, not a curated record